Molecule: messenger RNA, 963 nt
Organism: Serendipita indica DSM 11827
Lineage: Eukaryota; Fungi; Basidiomycota; Agaricomycetes; Sebacinales; Serendipitaceae
Source: the annotation of a GenBank genome assembly
AUGCCCAACUCUUCCGCCAAGAAUCGGCCGGACGAUUUUGCCUAUACGUUGGCUAUUGGAGACUCUAUUACCGCGGGAGCGUUCAGCCGAGGUCUACAGGCCAACCCAUUUCUCAGCUUGAGCGAAUGGAGAGGUCAAUCAUAUGCAGCCGGCAUGGAUGAUGGUGCUUUAACUAUCCCAAAUCUUAUCCGACACUAUAACCCAAAGGCUACCGGCGGAAGUAAAGGAAGCAACAUUUUCCCCGAAGUUUGCUUCGGAUGGAACCCUGCUGUCGACCAGCUGAACGCUGCGCAGACUGGCGCACUCGCCAGUAACCUCCCGCAUGAAGUCAAGGAUUAUCUCAUUCCACAAGUCAAGAAAUGGAACUUACCCAAUAAAAAGUUCAAGUACAUCAACCUUCAGAUCGGAUCCAAUGACCUGUGCUGGCUAUGCGCACAGGCGACUAUUGGUAUUGGACCAGAGAUGAUCCGCAAGGCCAUACCAAACUCACUUGUCAAUUUGCUCGCUGUAUUCAAGGUAUCGGACAUUUUCGAGCUGACAAAAAAUCAACCAUAUUGCUCCAAACUCCUGACUUCUCUGCCUCAUAAGAACAUCGAAUGCGCUUGCUCGUUACUUGAUGGUAAUAUUGGAGAGACAACACGAAAACUCAUGGACCAACUCAAAGACCAAUACAACGACGCCCUGAUUCGCAUCGCCACUGACUAUCAGAAACAACGCUACCCUGACUUUGCGGUCGUAUGGCAACCAGAAAUCAUUUCCCUAGGAGGCUACCCUAUCCAAGCGCUCAGCGAUGUCGAUUGCUUCCACCCGUCUCUCAAAUCUCACGAGCUGCUGGCAGCAAACAUCUGGAACCGAAUGGUUGGGACGAAAGAAGAGAAGAAGGAACCGGUUGCAUGGACUACCUCCCCUCAAAUUCGAUGCCUCAAGGAAGAUGACCGCAUACUCACCAAUACCCUGCUCUGA